AUGUCACAUACAAAUCGGCAUGUUAAAUUAGAUGAAGUUUGGGCAAAAUUAUUAGAUGGUAUUAAUCAUGUUUAUCAAUUUCAAGCAAUGAAAAAACCAGCUUAUAUGUUACUUUAUACUCAUGUCUAUGAUUAUUGUAUAAGUAAUCCAAGUCAACCACGAACAACUCUACCUAAUACGAGAGGACAAAUAGGAGGUUUACAAAGAUCAACUGGACAAGAUGGUGCAAAUAUUGUUGGAGGAGAAUUAUAUAAUAAAUUGAAAAAUUAUUUAAAAGAUUAUUUAAAAGAUGUUUGUCAAAGUGGAAUUGAUUUACAAGGCGAAGAUGUUCUUCGUUUUUAUACAAAUCGUUGGGAAAAAUAUCAAUUUUCUAGUAAAGUAAUGAAUGAUUUUUGUUCAUAUAUUAAUCGACAUUGGGUACAAAGAGAAUUUAAUUCUGGACGAAAAGAUAUUUAUGAUAUAUAUACUAUGGCUAUGGAUAUUUGGCAAAAAGUUGUUUUUCAACCAUUACAUAAACAAGUUACACAUGCUUGUCUUGAUUUAAUUAAAUCAGAACGACAUAAUGAAAUUAUAAAUACUCGUUUAAUUAGUGGUGUUAUUCAAAGUUAUGUUGCACUUGGUUUUACUGAAGAUGCAACAAAUAAUAAUCAAAUGACAUCACCAACAUUAACAAUAUAUAAAGAAUAUUUUGAAAUACAAUUUUUACAAGAUACAGAACAAUUCUAUCGAUUAGAAGCAGCAACAUUUCUUGUUCAUAAUUCUGUUACAGAAUAUCUUAAAAAAGUUGCACAACGUCUUGAUGAAGAAGUACAUCGAGUACAAUCAUAUUUACAUCCAUCAACAUUAUCAUUAUUAAUUAAAAAAGUUGAAGAAGUUCUUAUUCGUGAUCAACUUGAUGUUAUUUAUACAGAAGCAAAAACACUUCUUCGUGAUGAAAGAUAUCAAGAUUUAGCACUUCUCUUCAAAUUAGUUAAUCGAAUAACGAAUGCAACUAAUGAAUUGAAAAAAAUCGUUGAAAAUCAUAUUUAUGAAAUGGGUAUACAUACUAUUGAACGUGUUAGUGGAACAGCAAUUAAUGAUCCAAAAGUUUAUAUUGAAACAAUUAUUGAUAUUCAUAAGAAAUUCUUAAAACUUGUACAAGAAGCUUUUAAUGGUGAACAAGGUUUUACUGCUGCUCUUGAUAAAGCUUGUGGUAAAUUUAUAAAUAAUAAUGUAGUAACACAAGCAGCUGGUAGUACAACUAAAUCACCUGAAUUAUUAGCUCGAUAUUGUGAUGCAUUACUUCGAAAAGGAACUAAGGCUGUUGAAGAAACUGAUCUUGAAGAAAAAUUCAAUCAAAUUAUGAUUGUUUUUAAUUAUAUUGAAGAUAAAGAUGUUUAUCAAAAAUUCUAUGGAAAAAUGUUAGCAAAACGUUUAGUUGGUCAAUUAAGUGCUUCAGAUGAUUAUGAAGAAUCAAUGAUAUCAAAAUUAAAACAAGCAUGCGGUUUUGAGUAUACAUCAAAAUUACAACGAAUGUUUCAAGAUAUUGGUGUAAGUAAAACAUUAAUAUUUGAAUAUGAAAAAUAUUGUCAAAAUCAUCACAUAACUGAUACAGUUGAUUUUUCUGUAAUGGUACUUAGUUCAAAUUCAUGGCCAUUUUCUGGUUCAUCUAAUUUUAUUAUACCAAUUGAAUUAAAAUCAACAUUUGAUAGUUUUACAGAAUUUUAUACUCAUCGACAUAAUGGUCGAAAAUUAACAUGGCUUCAUCAACAUUCAAAAGGUGAAUUACAAACAUUUUUUACAUCACAAAAAUAUAUAUUACAAGUAUCAACUUAUCAAAUGGUAAUUUUAUUAUUAUUUAAUAAAGUAUUGACUUGGACAGUUGAACGACUUCAAGAUGAAACACAAAUUAAAUCUGAAUUAUUAUUACAAGUUCUAUUGGGUUUAUUAAAAAGUAAAUUAUUAAUAUGUACAGAUAUUCAUGAAGAUGAAUUAGAUGAAGAUUUCAAAGAUACUGAUAUUAAAAUGAAUUA
Molecule: messenger RNA, 2012 nt
Organism: Rotaria sordida
Lineage: Eukaryota; Metazoa; Rotifera; Eurotatoria; Philodinida; Philodinidae
Source: the annotation of a GenBank genome assembly